GACAUGACAGGUCACCAGCCAAGGCCUCAGAUGCAGUGGUCAAACACUCACCGCCUGAGAUCUCAGUCCCAGAACCCAGAGUCCAGUCAGCCAUACAUCCAGCCAAAGCCUCAGACGCAGUGGUCAAGCAGCCACCAGUCAAGGUCUCAACCCCAGUUUCUAAAGCCUGAUUCCCACCAUUUCAGGCCUCAGUCCCAGAGGUUCGCUAGUCAACAUCAUCCUCAAGCCCAAAGGGCCUUCUACCAGCAGACUCCUCAUCCUCAGAGGACCUUCUACCAUGAAAAACCAGAGUUUCAGGGGCCAGGCUACCAGCAGAACGCUGAGCUUCUUGUUCCCCUUCACCAGCAGCAGGACUACAGCUACAUGGCAAAUGAUCAACCACGUAGGUCAAGCAUGCAGCACUGGUUUGAACCCCGUUCCAAGUUUGAUGUGCCUAAAGUGCAAGAGCAGAGCUACCAACAGAAUCCCGGGCUCGGAGCACAGAGCUACUACUCCAGCGAUGAGUCUCGCUCUGGUGUUUCUGCACAAACUCAAGCAAAAUGACCCAACUUCAACUAGAGAGUUGGGUCCAUUGGAACCGCCGAAGCAGAAGAUCUGGUGACAAAAGGAGGUUCUUGUCUGUUUUCCGUUUGCCCCGUGAGGGACUAGCACCCCACCCAGGUGUACCCUGCCUCUCAACCAGUGACUGGAGGUAGGAACCAGCCUCCAGUGACUGCAGAAGGUGUUUCUAGAACGAUGAAAUUUGGCCUUUUCAGCUCUAGAAUUUGAAAAUUAGACCAAACUUUCCAAAUUAAAUAACUUUGGAUGUUAAUAAAAAUGGCACCUAGACCACA
Messenger RNA from Nothobranchius furzeri (turquoise killifish), 833 nucleotides. The record is from RefSeq and is a predicted model, not a curated record. Lineage: Eukaryota; Metazoa; Chordata; Actinopteri; Cyprinodontiformes; Nothobranchiidae.